AUGAACUAAAGUGUCAACACCUCUCAAAUGCUCGUACGAAAACAGAAAAGAUGAACGACCGAGAUGUAUCCCCCGUGAACUUUUCGGAUGCAUUCCAACUCGCCAAGAUGGAGUAUAACUCGCUGGAAGAACAUGAAAAAGAAGAUUGGAUUGAAGAAAGAAAAGAACAGGUUUUAGCAUGUAUGAGCGAACUUCGAAGAUAUUAUCAUCAAGAUUAUCGAGAGGUUUAUAAAUGUGGUGUAUUUAAUCCCAAUGCCAGGAAGGUUAUACCUCACAAAAAGAAAUUCCUAGAGAACAGAAACACUUUAUAUAAAAUAAAUCCCCGUGAAGAAUUAUUAUAG
This is a messenger RNA of Acaulospora morrowiae, 341 nucleotides long. The record is from the annotation of a GenBank genome assembly. NCBI's taxonomy places the organism in Eukaryota, Fungi, Glomeromycota, Glomeromycetes, Diversisporales, Acaulosporaceae.